AUGCAAUUUGUGCCGAUAUUUUUUUUCCUGGGCGUUGCUGUUUAUGCGCAAAAAAUUGAUAAAUCUGAUUCCGUGACGGAUUUGAUUACAUCCGCUGGUUAUCCUGCAGAAUUACAUAAUGUUGUCACUGAUGAUGGAUACAUCUUAUCAAUGCACAGGAUACCAAAUCCAGGAAAAAAGCCAAUUGUUUUAAUGCAUGGACUUUUGGCAACUUCUGCUGCAUUUGUUACAAUUGGCCCGAAAAAAUCUUUGGGUUUUAUGUUAUACAACGAUGGAUAUGAUGUAUGGAUGCCAAAUGCAAGAGGAACCACCUUAUCCAGAGCUCACCAAAAAUUAGAUCCUGACAGAAAUCCUAAAUUUUGGAACUUCAGUUGGCACGAAAUAGGAAUCCUAGACCUCCCAGCAUCCAUCGACUACGUCCUAAAUGCCACCGAAAACGUUUCGUUACGUUUCAUUGGCCAUUCCCAGGGCACGACUGUCUUUUUCGUUUUGUUGGCCGAAAAACCAGAAUACAACAAAAAAAUCAUCACAGCCCAUUUGAUGGCACCAGCUGCAUACGUCUGGAACGUACGAAGUCCUUUGAUCAGGACAUUGGAGAUAUUUAAUACACCUUUACAGCGAAAUGCUGUAGAAGUUGGUGUCCAGGAAUUUUAUCCAGGUGGUGCAAGAAUUUCGUCCUUGUGGAAACGUUCUUGCCAAAAUAUCAAUCAGCCUUUGUACAGGAUGUUCUGUACCAGAGUUAUUUACCUUCUGGGAGGUGCCAAUGCAAAACAAUUUAAUUUUGAGUACAUCAGGGUGAUUCAAAAAAGUUUUCCAGGAGGCUCUUCGGCCAAGCAGUUUGAUCAUUUUAUACAAUUAGUAUCAUCAAGACGAUUUAGUAAAUUCAAUUACGGUCCCCAAAAAAAUCUGCAAAUCUACAAAACCCCUGAAGCCCCUGAAUAUGAUUUCAGAAACAUCACAGCUAAAAUAUUCAUAUAUUAUGGAGACAACGAUUAUUUGAUAACUCCAAAGGAUGUCCAUCAAACUGCCAGUAAGAUUAAGAAUUUACAAGGAAUGUACAGAGUACAGGAUCGUGAUUUUUCACACAUGGACUUUUUGUGGGCGAAUGAUUGCGAUAAAUUACUAUAUACAAAAGUUAUGAAAGACCUCGAAUUAGGAAAAAAUUAA
Ctenocephalides felis (cat flea) is the source of this 1167-nucleotide messenger RNA. Its product is annotated as lipase 1-like. Gene Ontology annotation, biological process: lipid metabolic process. Bases 1 to 1167 code for a protein of 388 amino acids. The transcript is spliced from 8 exons. Gene Ontology annotation, molecular function: hydrolase activity, acting on ester bonds. Lineage: Eukaryota; Metazoa; Arthropoda; Insecta; Siphonaptera; Pulicidae. The record is from RefSeq and is a predicted model, not a curated record.